AUGUCAGCGACAGUACUCAGCUAUCUCGGCGGCCUAGCAGGGUAUCGCUCCAGGCCCGUCGAAGACAAGGCGCCCAUUCGGGCUCUGCCCGCUGGCUGGUACACCUCUCAUGAGAUGUACGAGCUGGAGAAGCGCGCCAUCUUCUCUCGGAGGUGGCAACUCAUCACCCACAAGAUCAGAAUCCCCAACUCAGGGGACUGGCUCAAUUUUGAAGUCGCUGGCUUCAACUUUAUCAUCGCCCGUGACCGCAAGGGCGCAAUCAACGCCUUCCACAAUAUCUGCAGGCACCGCGCCUAUCCCAUCGUUCAUGAGGAGAAGGGAACGUCAAUGAUAUUCUCUUGCAGAUAUCAUGGCUGGUCGUACGGUCUCAGCGGCAACUUGGCAAAAGCUCCCGGCUACCAGGAGCUCGAGGGCUUCGACAAAUCCAAGAAUGGGCUUUUCCACAUCCACACCCACAUUGACAACAAUGGCUUCAUCUGGGUCAACUUUGACGCCAAAGAAACGCCUGAGGUGGCGUGGGAGGACGACUUCGCCGGCGCCGACACCCAGGAGAAGUACAAGGACUUCAACUUCGAUGAAUAUGUCUUCGACCACGCCUGGCAGAUGGACGGCGACUAUAACUGGAAGAUCCUGGCUGACAACUAUAACGAGUGCUAUCACUGCAAGACAACACACCCCGAUAUCCCUGCGGUGGCUGACCUGGAGGCUUACAACGUUGAGACGAAGCGUGGAUACAUCAUUCACAAUGUUGCCACAAAACCUGAGCAGAGGGACCAGGGACUGGUCGUUGCACCGACCUAUCACUUUCCCAACGUCUCGAGCAAUGUCACUCCCAACUUCUUCUUCAUUCAGCGCUUCAUCCCGCACUCGGCCAGCAGGUCCACCAUGUCUUACCAAGUCUUUCGCAACAAGAACGCAACGGAAGAGAACUUCCAACUAGUCAAUCAGAUGUACAAGCGCAUCAUGUCCGAGGAUAAGGUCCUCUGCGACGCGGCACAACGCAAUGUGAACGCUGGAGUCUUUGUGAACGGCGAGAUGCACCCACGUAUGGAGAAAGGCCCUCUCUUCUUCCAGAAUCUGUGCCGCGAGGCGGUCACUGAGCAUUGGAACAAGGAGAAGGCUACGAAGAAGGAAAUUUGGCCGGCAAGGCAAACCUUUGGAGAUUACAAUGCAGAUGCUGCUGAGAGAGACAUCACAUUCUGCUCAGGGCUGAGUUGCUCAACUCUUGACGAGAAGGGCCCGUUGGCUUGGUAG
Molecule: messenger RNA, 1254 nt
Organism: Diaporthe amygdali
Lineage: Eukaryota; Fungi; Ascomycota; Sordariomycetes; Diaporthales; Diaporthaceae
Product: naphthalenedioxygenase subunit alpha
Exons: 3
Coding region: 1-1254 (417 amino acids)
Molecular function (GO): 2 iron, 2 sulfur cluster binding; iron ion binding
Source: RefSeq, a predicted model, not a curated record